AUGGCUUCCGACGCCGCCAGGUCUCCAGCUGACAUCCUCUCCGUCUCCCUCACCACCACUUCCCUGAACAUCGUCUUCCCAGUGUGCCUACUGCUCGCCUUUCUACUGCUACGCUGGCGCCGGAAGAGUAAUCCGACCCUGCCGGAUCUGCCGUGGGUUGCGCGCAACGAUAGGGCCUGGGUCCUGCGCAAUCUGAGGACCAGGCUGUGGUGCUCUAUCAAUUACGAAGAGGCCUUGAGGAGGGCAUAUGAUCAGUAUGCUCGCCACAACAAGCCGUGCAUCCUCGCCACUCUCGAUGGCGAGGUCGUUCUGCUCCCGCCGUCCAACACAUCGUGGCUGAUCGCCCAGCCUGACGACGUCCUCAGUGUCAAUGGCGCCCACAAGCAUAUCCUACAGACCCGAUAUACUUUCCCCAAACCCGAGAUUAUGGAUCCAACUGUUCACUUCGACGUCAUUAAGUCCGAGCUGACCAGGCAAGUCUUCAAUGUCACGCCCGAAGUGUGCGACGAAUUAGCCACAGCAGUAGAUCAAAUCUGGGGCAGCGAAGCUGAUCCCGACUUUGAAUACUACUCUGACGCCGACGGGUGGAAGACCGUGGUGCUCUUCGACAGUCUCACCAAGAUUAUAGCUAGAAUUUCCAACAGGGUCUUUGUCGGGCUUCCACUAUGGAGCAUCGCCGUCUUCUCUAGAAGACAAUUUACAUCGGUAGUGUUCAUUGUCCAAAAUGCUAAUCAAGCAUGGCCUGCAGGCCGUGACGAGGAAUACCUCAAGAAUGCAAUCGGUUUUGCAGAAGACAUUGCUUUUUCUGCAACAAUACUGCGACUCUUCCCAGGCAUACUCCGGCCUCUUGUCUCUCUGAUAGUGACAUCCUCCAAUCGUAAGCAUACUCGCGCAUACACUGAAAUCCUCACGCCCGAGAUUCUCCGGCGUCAGCGCCUCCAGGACGUCACCACCGCCGACUCCAAGGCAGAACACAAGGACAGCGAGACGGAGCAGCCCGAGGACACAGCAAAGAACGACUUUCUCCAAUGGCUGCUGACCCGUUCGCUCACCAAAUCGUAUCCGUCUCCAGACGAAGCAGAUCCGCAGAUCAUCUGUGCGCGCCUUCUGCACGUGAACUUCGCGUCCGUCCACACGACCAGUUUCAUCGGCACCAAUGCCUUGCUGGAUAUCCUUGCCGCACCACGCAACGAGCGUGUCUUGGAAACGCUGCGGCAGGAGGCUUUGGACAACAUGGAGCCAGAUGCCAGAUCAGGACCGGCUUCGAGGAUGUGGUCGCGCACGGCUAUCGCCAAAAUGCACUACCUCGACUCUGCCCUCCGAGAAAGCUCACGGCGCGCGAGUAUCAUAGGUGUUGGGGUGAACCAAAAGGUCGUUGCUCCCGGUGGCAUCACGACGCCCGAUGGAACACAUGUGCCCGAAGGAUGUAUGGUCGCCACACAUAGUUGGGGGUGCCAUAAUGACGAGACCCUUUACGAGGGAGCCGACAAAUACAAGGCUUUCCGGUUCGUGGAAUUGAGAGACAAAGUCUCCAGUGGACUUGGGGAUGGUGAUAGAGACAGAGCAGAUCGAGAAAAGGAGUACCUGGACAAGGCCCACCUCUCCUUCAUCGCUACAUCCCCUUCAUACCUUGGGUUCGGACACGGUCGGCACGCUUGUCCUGGAAGAUUCUUUGCCGCGCAGGAAUUGAAGCUGUUGCUCGCUUAUCUCCUCUCGCGGUAUGAGAUUCAGAUGGUCAUGGAAGGGGGCCUUGGUGGGAACUGGAAUGGGAAGGGCAUUAGACCUGAAUGUUACUGGGCGGGACCGAAUCACGUCCCGCCGAUGAGCGCCAAGGUGAGGGUGAGGAGACGGAAGGAAUUCCAAUAG
Molecule: messenger RNA, 1866 nt
Organism: Fonsecaea nubica
Lineage: Eukaryota; Fungi; Ascomycota; Eurotiomycetes; Chaetothyriales; Herpotrichiellaceae
Exons: 4
Coding region: 1-1866 (621 amino acids)
Molecular function (GO): heme binding; iron ion binding; monooxygenase activity
Source: RefSeq, a predicted model, not a curated record